AUGAGUCACGGGCGUGGAAAGUUCCCUCGGAGUGAUCCAUCAAGACGGCAGCAGAUGAGUUUGGUUGCUCCAGAUGUUUUCGGCGACAAACACACGCCUCCACGUUUGAACUUUUAGGCCUACUAUGAAAAAUUAUAGGCCUUUCAGCUGUUCUUUGCAGUGAGAUGAUGAGAGAUUUUUUUGCAGACGUUUAUUUUUUAAAAGUGCAAAUCUUCUCAAACUCGUUUUCAACCAGACUUUGCAAAGAGAAAAAUAGGCUCGAAAUUGCUUUGUUUGGCAUUCCAUCGCCGUAGGAACCAUUUAUAUUCGUCUUCGCUAAAAAAGGCGUCGUUAACCGUUGAGACAGUCUUCUGAGACCACACACGACGUCGUCUGGACGUCCCGCUGCGCUUCUUCUGCCCUUUUACGGCGACGUCUUCCGUCCAUCGGCUCGGAUACACAUUAAAACGCCGAAAUUCGAAUUGCCGCCAGACGCGUCGCACUAUAAAAAUGUUCUGAAUGGGAGACCGACGGGCGUCUUGGGAAAAUGGCAAUGUCCACGUGGAAAAGUUGGAUCGGGUCCAGAAAGCUGGAAAUGAACGCUGCGCAGCCGCUACGCGUGAAAAAACCGAUUUUUUUUGUGAGACGUUUUUGAAAUCGGAUUAAGCGUAAAGAAUCGCUUUCCGUGGUUAUAAUCACAUUACCAAGACUCUGGAGUUUUAUUUUGAUGUGAAACUAGAAACACAAAUAUUUGAGUUUUCUGUUUCUGAGGGUUCUUAUGGAAAUUAGAGUAUUCGAUUUCUCAUUUUAAUGUCAUUAGCAAGAAUGAGAACGAAACUUUCGAAGAACAGUAAUGUUGAAAUGUCCCUCAACCACUUCAUUACUUUUUCAAAAUAAUUCUGAAAAACUCCACUCACAUUUGCAGAACGAUCCUGUUCAAAAUGCUAAAGACCCCUUCCCCUAAUUUCCGCAAGGACCACCCUCCUGGCAAAAGCUCACGGAAUGAACCUGUCCCCGUGGGUCGUUAAUUCUCGCCAACUCGUGUCUCCAACGGACUGCCCUUUGCAGAUCCCAUCGAAGCGAUAAAAAACAUCGCCGAGGCUUUGAGAAUGGGUCUCAUCGCGAAAGGUUUUUUUGCGGACGAAUGACGUCGUGUGAGGUCUGAGAACGCCUCCAGGGAGAAGUUGGCCUUCCGCCAAGGCCAUUCUGCGGACCUCCAGUGAUUUCCGCACACCGAUGCAGAACAUCUGUGUCCACGGAGGUCUGGACAAAGUUCCGAGCACUAUUGGUAACAUGAGCAAUGCUUUUUGGUUCAAGCAUCUUUGCUCAUGUUAUAGACAGACCUAAAGACGACCUUUCUCAUUGCCUUUGCUAACAUGAGCAAUUACUUUUGAUAUCUGAGGAUCUCUUUCCUCUUCCACUUCUAACAAGAGCAUCCCCGGAAUUUUACAAAAUGAUCUCUGUGAAAAAAAAGUAUUUACCUGCUUUUGCUCUCACAUUUUUUCUCGAUUCAAACCUUGCAAAAGCAUAUUAUUUACGCGGAACGCCUGCCUGAGCAGGUCGGGUGCCAAAACAAUGCCCGAAAAAUAGCCAGACAGGAGGAAAAUUAACUUUGUCCUAUGACGGCAGAAAAAGCACUAAGGUCUACACAAAUUAGUUCGACGGCCCAUUGAACGCGCAGGCAAAGAGAAAAAAAAGGCGAAUGGGAAAAAGGACGAGGUUCCUCUGUAAUUAUGGGCGCUUCCUUCGCAUCCAAGUGUGCUCCAUGGAAAAUCUUCAUGGAAUUUAAUUUUGAGAAGGGGAUUUUGGAGUUGAACCUUUUCAUGAAUCUGGACGUAAGGUUUUGUUCCUUGAACUGAGGAGAACUUGGAGAAUUUUAUUCAGAUGAGCUCAGGAAAUUCGAAAAAAAAAAUCAAAGUUUUUGCACUCUCUAAAAAUGACUCAGUACCAGGUUCACUUCAAAAAACUCAAAUUCUUUAAAAAUUUGUAUUUUCAAUAAUCUUCAUAAGACAUUCUGAUAUUUGGCCUUUUCUAAAUGAUGACUCAGAACUCCCCUCCCGACAACCUAAGCUUUUUCCAUUAGCGAACCCCGAAAGAACUCUGUCGAUCUCUGUCCAAAGAAGGGAAGAGAAGCUUGGCGCGGCGCCAGCGGCUUUUCCCCGAACGGCGAAGCAAGCAACACGUCCUCAGCGUUCCUAGCGACAAGAAUCAAUUCGUCGCCGAGUUCGGACGGCGGCCUGGCGCUCCGCCAACGACUUUUUUGAGCGAUGAGCCGUCGGGAUUUGCCCUCGGCCGUCUAUCACUUGGCGGCAGCUUGAAUGUCGUUCCUCCAAAAAGGGAGAGAAAGAGGCCGCCAGAUUUGCAGCUUUGCGACUAG
Messenger RNA from Caenorhabditis auriculariae, 2356 nucleotides. The record is from the annotation of a GenBank genome assembly. Lineage: Eukaryota; Metazoa; Nematoda; Chromadorea; Rhabditida; Rhabditidae.